Fusarium sp. VM40 is the source of this 1317-nucleotide messenger RNA. The record is from the annotation of a GenBank genome assembly. NCBI's taxonomy places the organism in Eukaryota, Fungi, Ascomycota, Sordariomycetes, Hypocreales, Nectriaceae.
AUGUCAUCGCUGGAUAUAUACGUCGGCGAUGACUGGCCGCGAAUGCGGAAUGGAACCAACUGGGAUGGGCAAAAUCUCUUCGAGCUUCUCCGGAAGGCAGAAAGCCCUUUCAGCCCUGUAUGGGAUGCCAACCUUCUUUUUGACGAGGUCGAAGAUAAGGUGGGUGCCAAAGUGAUUGAUGUUCCAUGCGUUCACACUGGCGCCAACAACUAUGGUAUCCAUUUAAGACUAUUGGAUCAGCGAGAUGUGCUGGCUCGCCUAGGUAAUGCCGACGUUAACAUGCCGCUUUAUGGUGGCUUUAAUCUACGCUGGUUGCACAAGCAGGUCGAUUUCGAGGCUGAUACAAACAACCUUCUCCGCAAUGAUCCAAAUGUCCCAACCGACUGUCUUCUGUUUUACCGUCACCCCAUCCAACACUAUGGGGAAAAUAGUGAAACGCCUAAAGAUAUUAGCGGCCGUCGCCUCAUGAUAUUCGAGAUGGCAAAAGGCGAGGUGGGGGCUUGGGCCACACUUGGACAACAGCAAAGGGGCUUCAAGAUGUCUACUCUUACUGACGCAGCUAGAAUCCGCGCUGCAUUGCUCCAUUUAGACGUUCCAUCCCAAUUCGUGAGCGAUUGGUUACUAUGGCGUACUUUCCAACCAGAACAAUGGAUGCCCACAGAGCUGCCACUUCCAAUUGGUGCCACCCGCGACUUCUGGCUGGCUGCAUUCAAAACGAGGAUAGUGACAAUGAUCAAAGAGGAGGGCGACAUUUUAGGGUGGCCUCGAGAUAAAGUGAUUAUAGGUCGGAAGGCACUCGAUACCAAAGAAGCUUUGUUACGAUUGAUCCCUAUUAUCCUGCCACAUGGCGACGAAGCAGUCUUAUACCGGCCAGUUCUACAGCAUAAUGACUUUGGUGUUCAUAACAUCCUGAAUGAUAUUAUUGGCUUAGAUCAUACUAGAAUCACCUCAGUUUUUGACUGGGAGACUGGAUCUAUAGUUCCCUUUCUGUUUUCGGAAAUCACGUUCUCGAUCGCUGGCUGCGACUUGAUCCUUGAUGAGAAUGGAGAGGCAUCUGUUCAUAUUCGAUCCAAGCUAGCUGGGGAGCCUAAAGAGCGCGUGAAGAAUCAGGCAUACUCCACUGAGUUUCGUAAGAUCAUAAAGGAAAAUACACCUCAUUUAGAGGAGGCCUUACAAGCAGGAAAAUAUGCCCGCUAUCUUUGGAUCAAGUUAAAGCAAUGGAAGGGACAGGACCCAGAGGAUUUCUUUGGUAGACUUGGGGAGUGGGCACAAGACCUAUUAAGUAAAUACGACUUAGGGAAAGUAAGUAAUCUUUAG